AUUAUAUAUUAGUAUUUCAGUAAGUGUAAGUGAGUUGGUCCGCAAGCACGAUUUGUUGUGGAGGAAAUAUAAAAACCAAUCAGCAUAUUAAUAAAUAUGAUCAAACUAAAAGUGCGCAAUAAUAUAAUACUACUCGCCUACAUACUAAUUCAACUGAUCAUAAACAACAAAUUUUUGUUGGCGCACACUACCGAAACGAACUUCCAAACUACUGUUGAACAAGUCACCACUUGGCGCUCCCCUUGUGGUAGCAAUGAGAAUAUUACUUGUGCUUGCAACGACGAUGGAGGUCUUUUUUGUCGUAUUAUCGACGCACUCAAUGAUGUUUACAUCAGUUUUAAGUCAAACUCGCAGUAUUUGCUUGUAAUGUGUAGUACAGACACAGAAACUAAUAUCAAUUUUAUACUCGAGCGCGAAUUGAAGACAAUUUUACCUAAAACACGUUAUUUGGAAGUGUUUUAUUGCAAAAAUUUUAAACACGAAAUCUAUAUGAAUGACAAAGUGCGGGAAAUUUUUGUAAAAAUGAACCACAUGACUAAAACUAAAGUAACACUAGUCUAUAACAUUGAUGUUCCUGUAGAAACAACGAAAGAAAUUGAUGGUAUACAUGACCUACAAUUGAUUAUUAAAUCAAAUCGUGAUGAAAUCCAGGAAGCAGAUAUUAUAAGCGUAGUCCCUGACAUAUUUUCUAAGCAGAAUCAACUGGAAACGUUUACGCUUAGCGUACAGGGUCUAAGAAACCAGUACUUAUCGCUGCAAAACUUGACGCCAACAUUCUUUAAAAACUUCACUACGCUCAAAGAGCUUGACUUAGCCGGGAAUAAUAUGAAAACGUUGGACGCCAACAUCUUUGCAGAGCUAACACAAUUGAAUUGUCUGAAUUUGAGCCGUAAUGAAAUCCGGGAAUUGUCCGAAAGUCUGUUUGUAUAUCAGCGUCAACUUUCCAUACUGGAUCUGAGUCACAAUUUAUUGACACAUUUGCCGCUAGACACCACCUUUGGCUAUGGCAACGUUUCGCAACUCAACGCGUCGUACAAUAAAAUCACGGGCAUAAGUGUCAGUCAACUGCCAACCAAUUUGACCGUUUUGGAUCUACGAAAUAAUCGCAUAAAAUCUUUAAAUUCUGAAUUUUUGCGUACAUACUUGAAUGACAGCACAAAAUUACAAUUUCUCUACCUAAGUGGAAAUCCUUGGAUUUGCGACUGUUCCACGCAGCAAUUGCUGUACACCAUACGUACACAUCGGACACGCAUACCCGAUGUCGACCAGUUACUCUGUGUUAAUAAGCCGAACGAUACAUUCCUAAUAGCAAAUGUGAGAGAAUUGUGUCCAACUCCUAUUAAUGUUGAUUAUCAGCACUCGAAUGGAGCUGUGAUUAGUAUAGCGUUAACCAUUAUUACUUUACUUUGCAUUAUUGCACUUUUACAUAAAUAUAAAUUGGAAGUGGAAGUCGAAUGUGAGCUGGAUAACCACGAAGCAUUAGAUGCGUUUAAUUUAUAUGCACACCAGGAUGCGAACUUCGUCAAUCAUACGAGUAUAAUACCGCCGCAACUCGAACAGUGUGAAGCACCACUUCGUGUAUGCACGCACGAAUGCGAUUGGCUGGCUGAUGCUCAUAUACCUGAUCCAAUCUGCGAAUAGUGAAAUCUUUCAAUUCUUCAGUGACACAAAGAGUUAUUCAAAAUGUUGCUGCUAAGAGAAAGAUUGAGAUAAUAUUGGCCAACCUGAUUACCAAGCAGUGGUGAUCGUAGAAACUCUUGAUCCAUUUUUUUGUAAACUAACACAAGUACGUUGUAUAAAGUUAUGAAAUAUAAUUAAUUUCAAAUCAUUAAUAUAAGAAAAUCUUUAGUGGGUAGACCGCAAAGCAAGACUUAGGUAGAACUCUGACAAAGGAAAAAUGGAGAGACAUGAUGGACCUGCUAAAAUUAUUUUCUCCUGUUAACCACGAUAACUAAGUAUAAGAACAUGUCAACAAAUCGAAAUGACGAGUCCUCACUUACAGCUGAUGAAAAAGACAUUAUUUAUAAUAUUGCUUAAUCCUAUCAAAAAAUAAUACCGCUAACAUAAAGCUGCUACAAAUUAAUUACGAAAAUUAUUUUACAACUGAACUUCCAACAUUAAUUUUUAUGGAAAAGCUGUGAAGAAACUGUAUAUAACCAACUUUUUCUGUAAUAAAAACUUAAAAAUGAAAAGACUAAA
Molecule: messenger RNA, 2199 nt
Organism: Bactrocera dorsalis (oriental fruit fly)
Lineage: Eukaryota; Metazoa; Arthropoda; Insecta; Diptera; Tephritidae
Product: toll-like receptor 4
Exons: 1
Coding region: 97-1641 (514 amino acids)
Molecular function (GO): protein binding
Source: RefSeq, a predicted model, not a curated record